GGGGGAGGGGCGCGCGCGGCGCUCCGCCCACGCCGCGUGGGAACCGGCGCGGCGCGGCUUGGAGCUCGCCCGCGAGAGGCUGCGCAGUGCAUGGGACCACUGGGCCGAGGCGGCUCACCUGGCCGCGGAGGACGCGCGCCGCCAGGCCAUGGAGAGCCUGCCCACGGCCCUGGUCGCCGCGGUGACCGCUAACGAGACGCAGGACGCGCUGCAAGCGCUCGGCGGAUGGGGCCAGGAGGCCGUGACACACCUGACGACUUGGGCUCAGCGCCGCCUCAUGCAGGCGGUGCGCAGCAUCAGCCAUCCCCUACAGGGCGUCUAUGAGCUGCAGCCACACGAGCACCGGCUGUCGGCGUGGGUGCCGCUGGACGUGUCGACGGGCGCGCUGGCGCUGCGCGAUGCCGCGCUGAGCAGCGACACGGCGCGGUGGCUGCGCUCGCUGAGCCCCAGCGCCGAGCUCUACCGCCUCAAGCAUGAGCUGCUGGGGCAGCCGGCGCACGCCCAGGCAAUGCUGCUGAGCGGCGGGCGCCGCGUGCUGCAGUUCGACGGCCGCUGGCUGGCGCUGCCCGCGGGCUGCGCCGUCCUUCUGGCGCAGGACGUGCGCCCCGACGCCACGUUUCGCGUGGCGCUCGCGCCCAGACCCCCCCUCCCCGGGGACCCCUCGGAGGACCCCUCCCUGCUGGUGACCAUGGGCCCCGUCACCCUGCUCAUCCACGCCAACGGCACGGUGCUGGAGGGUUGCCGCGUGCUGGAUCUGCCGGCGCGCCGAGCCGGUGGCGCGGUGCUGGUGCGGCGCUCGGCGGGGGCGGUGGAGGUGUCGGGGCCGCGGGGAGCCACGUUGCGCUGCGACACGGAGAGCCGCGUGUGUAGCCUCACGCUCGCCUACUGGGACCACGCGCGUUCGGUUGGGUUGUUCGGCACCAAUAACCUGGAGCCGGCGGACGAGUGGACGACGCCGCAGGGCGAGCCGGCGGCCAGCUCCGAUGCGCUGGCGCUCAGCUGGCAGGUGGGAGGGCGGUGUGAGCCAGUGGAGGAGCGGCCUCUCUGCCCGAGUCGCCUCUGCCAGGAGCUCUUCCUCGACUCCUCCUCCUCCCUGGGCAGCUGCUUCCGCGUGGUGGACCCGGCGCCGUUCCUGUCGGCGUGCGAGGAGGACGCGUGCCGCGAGCCGGGGCCACGCGCCGCAUGCAGCCUGGCGGCCGCCUACGUCGCGCGGUGCAGCCAUCAGCACGUGCCGCUCGUCACGCCCGCCACGUGCGCGACCCCAGCGAACGAUGCGAGGCUGCGGCGGGCGCCGUCGGGCCAGGAAGAGGCGGCGGCAGCGGCGCCGUGCGAGGGCGACCAUGCCGCCACCGUGGUGCUCGUGCCGGAUGAGCGGCCGUGCCAGCAGCUCGGCGGCUCCCCCUGCGGCAUCCGCGCCGCCUGAUGGCUCUCCUCGCCACCGUUUACACGGAGCACGGGGGGCCCACCACUGCCUUGUGCCCCCCUGCCCCAGCAGCCAUGCCCUCGCUUGGCUCGAGGAUUGCUGUGUUCGUGGAACGUGGCCUCGCUCAUCCCCGAGCGCCGAGAGCCCUGCCGCCUGGCUUCCCUGCCCCCGAUUUUCAUCCCUCUUAAUCCCUGCCCCUAAUUGCUAUGCCCCAGAAUUCCCUGCCUCUGGGUUUUCUGCCCCUGAUUUUUAGGGGUGCCGCAGUGGCGAGAUUUUAACUACCUCGCCUGGUAUGCACGAAGGGCGUGGGAUCGACCACGACCCUGACGCCUGCUGUAUAUUUAGGAGUCUGCGUCUCUCUCUCUCUCU
Petromyzon marinus (sea lamprey) is the source of this 1792-nucleotide messenger RNA. RefSeq lists its product as uncharacterized. NCBI's taxonomy places the organism in Eukaryota, Metazoa, Chordata, Hyperoartia, Petromyzontiformes, Petromyzontidae. The record is from RefSeq and is a predicted model, not a curated record.